Molecule: messenger RNA, 796 nt
Organism: Glycine soja
Lineage: Eukaryota; Viridiplantae; Streptophyta; Magnoliopsida; Fabales; Fabaceae
Product: FCS-Like Zinc finger 17-like
Exons: 2
Coding region: 119-589 (156 amino acids)
Source: RefSeq, a predicted model, not a curated record
UGUGGGGCAUGGUUCCUUUAAAUAUCCACCAUUUCUUCCCUUCACAGAAUUCAUCCAAUUCCUAAUUUCUUUCCACUCUAUUCAAUUUCUCUGUGUUUCUGUUUCCUCAUUCAUCACCAUGCUUCCAAAGUUCAUCAUAAGCCCCUUCAAGGUGGAAUCCCAAGAAGGGAAGCAUGUGAACAAGAGAAGAAAACAUGUGAGAUCAUUUGAGAGUACCAACAUGGACGUUGGUUUGAGACUUCUCCCUCAAAUUACAAGCUCAAAGAACACGUCAAAUGUCCUCUUGAAAUCUGCAAUGAGAAAGACAAACCAACAAUCCAUCCCUCAAGACUUUUGCUUCCUUAAAACUUGCAAUCUAUGCAAUAAGCAGCUCAGUCCAGACAAAGAUAUUUACAUGUACAGGGGAGAUCAAGGCUUCUGCAGUGUAGAGUGCCGGAACAGACAAAUAGUUUUGGAUGACAUGAGAGAAUUAGAGAACUCUACCAAGAAAAUCGUAGCAGCUUAUAGGCAAUGUUCUAGUGAAGCACAUAGAGAGACACGCCUUAUACUUGAGGACCUACGAAUGCAGAGACUUAAAUCUAGAGUAUAAACCAAAUCCCUUGUAUAAAUAUAACCACUACUGGAAAUAAUUUUUGUGAAUCCUUCAUUUUGUUCAGAAUUGCUUCAUUAAUUAAGUAUGGAGCCUAAUUAAGAUGGGAGAUACGUAUAGGUAUACUGUGUAUGAAACAUGUUAUACCGUCCGUUUUAUUUUUUGAGAAUUUUUAAAGAAAGCUGUGACAUGUUUAUUAUUUUUUAA